GCAAAAGUUUUUUCAAUUUCAAAAACAAGCGGGCCUUAUUUUUCUCUGCAGACUCUCAGUCGCCACGAUCCAAAUCCAAAGCUAUCAGCUUCGAUUUAUGAGUGAUUAAUUUUUUUUUCUAAUUUUCAUUUUUGAAAUUGGAUCUUUCACGUUCAACAAUGUCGAGAGACGCUUCCAGCUCUCGAUUCAUCUCUAAAAUUGCAAAUGAGAACGAGUUCGAAAACUCACCGAGUUCGGCUCACUUCCCACCUCCGAGAACUCCGCUCAACUCAAUUCCAGAUCCGUCUCAAUGCCAGAAAGAUUCACAAAUUCAAGACGAACACGAUUUGGAUUGCAAGGACAAAUCGGAAUCUACUAGAACGCUUCAUAAAACCCCGAGGUUUACAAGUCGCCAUGGGAAGCUGCAUUCAGAGCCUAACUCCGUUCAGAGUACCCCGGCAAGGAGUGGUCCACGGUUUUCACUGGGUGGCGGAGGAGGACCUUUUGUCGCAAGUAGAGUUAGUCAAGUUUUUGGGGGAAGAGGUGGAGUGAGCUCCAGUUCCUCUUCUAGGGUUUCGAGAGGGAUUUCGAUGAUCGAUAAUUCCAAUUUCGCGGUUGAAGCUUCACAUUUCGAGCUCAUUGAGGAUCCUUCCUUUUGGAGUGAUCGCAAUGUGCAGGUGUUGAUAAGAAUUCGACCACUUAGUACGAUGGAGAGGGUUUCGCAAGUAUAUGGUCGGUGUUUGAAGCAGGAAAGUGCACAAACUUUAGUGUGGCUUGGACAUCCUGAGACCAGAUUUACCUUUGAUCAUGUAGCUUGCGAGACCAUACCACAGGAAAAGCUAUUCAGAGUAGCUGGACUACCCAUGGUGGAGAAUUGCAUGUCUGGGUAUAACAGCUGCAUGUUUGCUUAUGGUCAGACUGGUAGUGGCAAAACAUAUACCAUGAUGGGUGAGAUAUAUGAGGUGGAAGGUCAGCUCAGUGCAGAUUGUGGAAUAACUCCUCGUAUAUUUGAAUAUUUAUUUUCAAGGAUUAGAAUGGAAGAAGAGAGUAGGAAGGAUGAGAAGUUGAAGUUCAGUUGCAAAUGUUCCUUUCUAGAGAUUUAUAAUGAGCAAAUAACGGAUCUUUUGGAGCCUUCAUCAACUAAUCUGCAGCUCAGAGAAGACUUGAAGAAAGGUGUAUAUGUGGAAAAUCUUAUGGAAUAUAACGUGCGGAAUGUUGAUGAUGUUCUCAACCUUCUGUUGCAGGGUGCUGCAAACAGAAGAAUUGCAGCAACCAACAUGAACAGUGAGAGCAGCAGAUCCCAUAGUGUUUUCACUUGUAUCAUUGAAAGCCGUUGGGAGAAAGAUUCUAUGUCCCACUUUAGAUUUGCAAGGUUAAAUUUAGUGGAUUUAGCUGGUUCUGAAAGGCAGAAGAGUUCUGGUGCAGAAGGAGAUCGUCUGAAAGAAGCUGCAAACAUAAACAAAUCUUUGUCAACUCUUGGCCUUGUAAUAAUGUCUCUGGUGGAUCUGGCACAUGGGAAACAUAGACAUGUUCCUUACAGAGAUUCUCGGCUGACAUUUCUGCUUCAGGAUUCACUGGGUGGAAACUCAAAAACAACAAUUAUUGCAAAUGUCAGCCCAUCCAUUUGUGCUGCAAAUGAAACUCUAAGCACACUGAAGUUUGCUCAGCGUGCCAAACUUAUUCAGAAUAAUGCUAAAGUGAAUGAAGAUGCUUCAGGUGAUGUUAAUGCACUGCAGCAACAAAUCCAGCAAUUAAAGGGCCAACUGUUCUCCUUGUUGAAGCAUCAUAGUUUCCCCAACUCUCCAACUAGCUGUGUGCCAAGUUUUGAAGAAUUGAAAAUGGCAGACUGUUCUGGGAAAAGUGAAUACACUAGACAAAAAAUGGCAGAUUGUAGGAUACAAAACAUCCACAAGAACAAGAUAAAAUGCAUGGAAGCUAUUUUAGCUGGUUCCAUACGAAGAGAAAAAAUGGCAGAAACAGCAAUCCAAAAAUUAGAGGCAGAAAUUGAGCAAAUAAACCGCUUGGUUUGUCAAAGGGAAGAGGAUGUUCAACGUACUAAAAUGAUGCUUAGGUUUCGGGAGGAGAAAAUAAAAGAUCUUGAAUUGUUAGCAACUGGCCUAAUAUCAACCGAGGAGUAUCUCAUGGAGGAAAAUCGAGCUUUGAAGGAAGAGAUUCGAUUGCUUCAGACAAAAAUUGACAGAAAUCCCGAAUUGACACGUUUUGCUUUAGAGAAUAUUAGACUUCUUGAACAGCUGCAAACAUUUCAAAAUUUUUACAAGCAAGGAGAGCGAGAAACAUUGCUGGGUGAAGUUUCAGAACUGCAGGACCAGCUUCUAGAAGUUCUUGAAGGAAAGAAUAGAUUCUCCACUAGAUAUGAGAAUCAGGAUGGGAACACCGUGAAGGAGUUGGAAGAUUGCAGGAAUAUGAAUUCCAAACUGAUGAGGGAAGUAGACGAGCUGCAAAUGGAACUGAGAAAAUACUUGAACUGUAGUCAAGCAGCAUCUGACUCUGUUGCUGAUUCUCCCUCCAAGGAUCAUGAGGAAUGCAGGCAAACAGAUAAAUAUUCAUUGGUUGAAACAAUAUCAGUCUAUAGUGACUUUGGAGAUGAGAUAGCAUCCUAUUCCCAGAAGCAUGAUGUGACUUCAGAAAAUCAAAAUGAGCAGAACAUAAAUGUCGCUUCAGUUUUGCAACACAGUGUCACUCAAAAGGAGUUGAUAGAUGCAAGAUUGUUAAUUAAGGCAAUGGAGGCUGAGCAUAUACACCUACUUAAAGAGCUGCAGCAUGUGCAGGAAGAGACCAGAAGAUACAUGGAAAUCAUAAGCAAUAAAGAUAAGCUGGAAAGUGAAUAUGUUCAUAAACUUCAAAUUCAUUGCCUUGAACCAGAUCAGUUAGCAUCUAAAACCAAAGGCCUGGUCAUGGAGGGUGAACACAUUGAUCCAAAGGAUUUACAGGACAAAUUGGAUAGAUUGACUAAAGACCUUGAGAAAGCCAGAUUACUUAAUUGUCAAUAUCAACAGGUUCAGGAAUCACAAUUAUCUUGCCAGCAUGAAGCUGAAUUAGUGCGUGAACAGGUCGAGACGGAGACAGCUAGAACAAUUCUUUAUUUGCAGGAAGAGGUUUCUGCACUUCAGUUAGAACUUAAUGAGAGACUAGCUUUCAUUACUCAAGAAAAUAUGAGGCUAAGAGAUACAAUCACUGCUAAAGAGGAGGAAGCAAAGGCAAUUUGUGUGGAUUGGGAAAAGGCAACUUUAGAACUCACUAGCUUCCUUCUAGAUGGUUCUAAAUCACUCAAAGAUGCCUCUCGGCAGACAGAAAUUAUUGGUUGUUCAUUUCCUCAAAUUAACGUUUGGGUUGGUGAACAUGUUGAAAGGGCUGCAAGAGUUUGCAUUGACAAAGAAGAAAGAAUUCUACUUCUGCAGAGGAGCUUGGAAGAUGCACAGAGGAUGAUAGUGGAAAUGGAGAUGAAGUUAAGUUCGUUGAAGGGAGCGACAAUUGCUUUUAAUGAAUUUCAGCAACAAAGUGGUGAUGUAAAAGCAGAUGAGGCAGCACGAUUAAGCAUCUUAUUCAACGAUAAGACAGAUUUGGAAAGAGUUCUAGUGAGUGAACUCAAACUUAAGGAGGAUCAGCUUAGCAUGGCAGAAAAACGAGCUGAUGCUGCUUUCUUGAUUGCAAAAUGGCUUCUAGAUUGCAACAAGGCUGCGUACAGAGAUCAAGCUGAGGUGGAUAUUCCAAUCUCAACUCUAGCCACUUCUGGGGGAAUGGAAAGUGAUGGGAUGGUUGGAAUGAUGGCUUGUAUAAAGUUUCAAACAAUGGAUGAUCUUAAGGCUCAAGUGGAGUUGGCAAAGUCUGUAAUAGUGGAGUCUGAGAAUGUUAUUAAUACAUCUUAUGAAGAUGCAGAAGUCCAUUUUUCCACACUCCAAACAGACAUUUCUGAAGCCUGUUUUGUGUACAAGGAGUUGCUUCAGGAUUUGCUGAGAGAAAUUGUUGACAUGAGGAGUAAAUUUUUUGAAAUAAAAGAGAAUUGUAACAAUUUUCAGAUUUCUACAAUCAAAUUGCGGCCAGUGGGGGCAUCUAACUCUUUGAAGUGUCACCCGCUGCAUCAAAUAAAAUGUGAACUUGCUCAGACAAAUGAAAUUCUUAAAUUAAUUAAAGACUGCAUUAAAACAAAAGCUAGUAUGCAUGUCCUCCUGCCCAAUGGGGAAGAUGUGAUUGAAAAUGAUAGCUGGAGUUCUAAUUCUUCAACAUCAAGCUCUGAUUUCUCAGUUGAAAGUUUUGCUUCUGGAAACCAUUUGGGUGGAUUGUGCUGCUCCGGGAAGACAACUGAGCUGAUGGAUGAUACAGUAUUUGAAGAAGUCUCAGCUCAAUCUGAUAUGCAAUUCUCAGAAGAGUCGGUAACAUUUGGCCCAAGAAAGGAGUUGUUUAAGGCAUUGGAUGUUUUCCAUAAAUUAUAUGUUUGGUUAAUCACAAUCCUCAAUGGGAAUGAUGUUGGAGAAUGUUCUCACACAGAAGGGCUUCCUGCUUUUGCUUUGACAAUGGAGAUUGAUGAAGCAGGAUCCCAAAAUACUGUAAAGGUACUUUCUGAUGAUAAAGCCAGCCCUGUGGAAAGCUUCUUCCAAAAAUUUGAGGAAGCCAAUGCAACCAUGAAGGAAGCUGAUUAUAUGUUAAAUGCAUUGUUGAAAGCAAAUGAAAACAGAAAAGUGUUGAAUGGUACAUGGAGGCAAGCGAGUGAAGAACUGAUGGUAGAGAAAUCAAACCUGAUUGAUGAACUAGAAAAGCUGAGAUCUUCAAUAAGUUUGAAAGAAAGGGAGAACGAAUUGCUGCAGGAUCAAUUGCAUUAUACUUUGGUUGAAACAGCUGACUCAAUAUCUUUGCUUGAAGGGUGUUUCCAACAAAUGCAAAGACAAGUUGAGGAGAAGUUUAAGGUUUUAUAUUCUGAGAUCUUAUCUAUGAGGCAGGAGGUACUUUUCUCUGUUUGCAACUCAAGAUCAUCAUUUGAAGAUAUUUGCUCUAGGAUGAUAGAGCAAGAAUUUUCAUUAUUUGUUUUGUAUCAGUGCCAUUUUGGAGACUUUAUCCGCAGAACCUUAAACUUCAACAACGAAUUAUGUUAUCAUUCAUUGCAAAGACCAGAACUUCACUCAGUUGUAAAUACUUCAGUAGAGAGUCACUCCAUUGGUCAAAGUGAAAAUGUGGUUCAUCAUAAGAAAAGUAUAGAGGAAAAGGAUGAAAGCGAACAACUCAAACAAUUAGAAGAUCAAGACCCAGAUCCCCUACAUAAUGAUUUGAUAUAUGAAAAUUUCUCUCUUAAGAAAGAAUUGAAAAGGAAAGAAGAUUUGUUGGAGGGUUUGCUUUUUGAUCUUCACUUGUUGCAAGAAUCAGCCUCCAAUAGCAAGGAAAUCAAAGAUGAAAGUAAAAAAUUAAUGUUGGUUUUGAGGCAAGUUCGCCAUGAGCUAGAGACAAAAACAAAUCAAAUUGAUGACUUGUUGGUUCAGCAUAGUAAACUUGAAAAUGCUCUGGUAAUAUCAAAUUCCAAUCUGGAGCAUAGUAAAGAAACAAUAGAUUCUCUCUUACAUGAAAAUGCUGAGAUGAGAAUGCUUUUAAAAGACCUCUAUCUCAAGAAAGCUGAGGCUGAAGAACAACUGGAAGAACAGAAAGAGGUGGUGAAAGGAUUAGAGAAAGAAAUUCUUCAUUUGAAUUUUUCAGUGGAGAAGGACUUACUGUCAUCAGUUGAAGGCAUUGAGGGGGACUUGAGAAAGGUCACUAGUGAGAGAGAUGAGCUCCGUGAAGAAAUUUUCUCUCUAAAUGAUGAACUUGAGUUGGCCCGUGCAUUGGCAGAUGAAAAAGAAGCUAUCGCAGUUGAAGCUCGCCAGGAGUCAGAGGCAAGUAAAAUAUAUGCUGAACAAAAGGAGGAGGAGGUCAAGAUCCUUGAGCAUUCUGUUGAGGAACUUGAAUCUACCAUAAAUGUCUUGGAGAAAAAGGUAUAUGAACUGGAUCAGGAGGUAGAGAGGCAUCGGUUGAUCAGAAAUUCAUUAGAGCAUGAGCUCCAAGCAUUGAGAGAUAGAUUGUCAAAAGUAGAUAACUUCAGUGACAUUGUGGAUUCAGUCAAUUCAAAUGCUGAACAGAAUGAAAAUCUUAUAUCUAGGCAAAUGCAGAAUAAAUUGCUAGAGCUCCAUGAGGCACAUGAUCGGAUAAGAAUUCUAGAGAAGGAAAAAGCAGAGCUGAGUAGAGAGAUUGAACAAUGCAAAGAGUACAUCUCGGAACUUGUAUUGCAUUCUGAAGCCCAGGCAUCACAGUACCAACAGAAGUACAAGACCUUGGAGACCAUGAUUCGUGAAGUGAAAACAGAUUUGCCUACUUCAGCCUCAACAGUAUCAAUAUCAGACAAAAAUGAGAAGACCUCAACAAGAAGCAGGGGUUCAAGCUCACCAUUCCGGUGCAUUUCAAGUUUGGUACAACAAAUGAAUUCUGAGAAGGAUCAAGAAUUGUCAAUGGCCAGGCUUCGUAUAGAAGAGCUGGAAGCAGUGUCAGCUAGUCGGCAAAAAGAGAUAUAUAUGCUGAACGCUAGGCUAGCUGCAGCUGAAAGCAUGACACAUGAUGUCAUCAGGGAUUUACUUGGCGUCAAAUUGGACUUGACUAAUUAUGCAAACUUAAUAGAUCAGCAUCAGGUUAAAAAAUUAGUGGAGGAGGCUCAUCAACUAGCAGAAGAGCUCCUUGUAAAGGAGCAAGAAAUUUUCAACUUACGAAAGCAGGUUAAUGAUCUCAUGGAGGAAAAGGAGAGUUGCUUAUCUGAAAUAAAUAAGAAAGAUGCAGAUAUACUCACUGCACAGUUGUCUUUAGAGCAGCAUCAACAGCGAGAUCAGUUGCUUUCUGCACAGAAUGAAAUGUUAAAGAUGGACAAGACCAAUUUGAUAAAGAGGGUUGCCGAAUUGGAUGAGUUCAUAAAAGCAUUUGAAGGAACAUCAUCAUCAUCAAGUAACCAAAAGCAAAUAAACCAGAUACUACAGAAUAAGGAGAGUGGUUCAUUAAAUCUGGGUGGUGUCGCUUUUGGGAAGAGGCUGGCACAUUCUGAAAGGCUUCUUUCUCGAGUGAAUAAUGAACUUACACAAUUUCGUAAAACUAGUGGCCGUUCAUUGCAUGAUAAAACAACUGGACAAGGCUUUGAAGCAAAAUACAGGAAGCAGAAGGAUUAAAGCAAUUGGCAUAAAAGCUCCCAUUGCGGUACAUUUCCAUUCUGUCAAAGGUGACGGUCGCCAUUUGUGCCUUCCUAGCAAAGCCCGGUUUAUCCUACAUUUUUAUCACAUCAAAUUGUUUUUCCGUCUUCGAUUCACUUUUCUUUCCCGGCAAGAGAGGGGAAAUUCAAGUAUAUUUGUAGAGCCUCUGAUUUAUUCACUUUUCUGUGCGUUAAUUACGUGUAAAUGAAAUUCGUUUGUCUUUUGCCUUGCUUGUUUCCUUAUUACACGCAAUUUUACUUAGAUGUCAUUUGCCUCAAGCUUGUAAAUAAGCGUUGAUCGGGCUUAUUGUUGCAUUUCUUAUCAUUACCAAAAAUCAGGUUGCAGUAUCAACCUUACAAAACUUUCAAUGCUUAAAUGUUGAGGAAGGAAAAUUAUUGAAUACUACAACAAUGCAACAUUGCUUCCAGGUUUUCCUCUGGCAUGAAAGAUUCAAAGAUAGAAUAAAAAUCAGAUAUAUUUUGUUUUUGUUAGAAAACAGUUUGGUUUGUUUACCACUGAGUA
Messenger RNA from Durio zibethinus, 7709 nucleotides. The record is from RefSeq and is a predicted model, not a curated record. Lineage: Eukaryota; Viridiplantae; Streptophyta; Magnoliopsida; Malvales; Malvaceae.